Galeopterus variegatus (Sunda flying lemur) is the source of this 1789-nucleotide messenger RNA. RefSeq names its product putative Golgi pH regulator C. Lineage: Eukaryota; Metazoa; Chordata; Mammalia; Dermoptera; Cynocephalidae. The record is from RefSeq and is a predicted model, not a curated record. Gene Ontology annotation, biological process: intracellular pH reduction. Gene Ontology annotation, cellular component: Golgi cisterna membrane. Gene Ontology annotation, molecular function: voltage-gated monoatomic anion channel activity.
AUGAGUUUCCUGAUAGACUCCAGCAUCAUGAUUACCUCCCAGAUACUUUUUUUUGGAUUUGGAUGGCUUUUCUUCAUGCGCCAAUUGUUUAAGGACUAUGAGGUGCGUCAGUACGUUGUACAGGUGAUUUUCUCUGUGACUUUUGCGUUUUCUUGCACCAUGUUUGAGCUCAUCAUCUUUGAAAUAUUAGGAGUGUUGAAUAGCAGCUCCCGUUAUUUUCACUGGAAAAUGAACCUGUGUGUAAUUCUGCUGAUCCUGGUUUUCAUGGUGCCUUUUUACAUUGGCUAUUUUAUCGUGAGCAAUAUCCGACUGAGAUCCUUUUCCCAUUCUCAGCCCAAAACAUGGGAUCUUAUCCAUAGAGAUCCUUUUCCCAUUCUCAGCCCAAAACAUGGGAUCUUAUCCAUAGAACAGCUCAUCAGCCGGGUAGGUGUGAUUGGGGUGACACUCAUGGCUCUCCUUUCUGGAUUCGGUGCUGUCAACUGCCCAUACACGUACAUGUCCUACUUCCUCAGGAAUGUGACUGACACAGACAUUCUAGCCCUGGAACGGCGACUGCUCCAAACUAUGGAUAUGAUCAUAAGCAAAAAGAAAAGAAUGGCAAUGGCACGGAGAAAUAUGUUCCAGAAGGGGGAGGUGCAUAACAAACCAUCAGGAUUCUGGGGAAUAAUAAAGAGUGUUACCACUUCAGCACCAGGAAGUGAAAAUCUUACUGUUAUUCAACAGGAAGUGGAUGCUUUGGAAGAACUAAGCAGGCAGCUUUUUCUGGAAACAGCUGAUCUAUAUGCUACCAAGGAGAGAAUAGAAUACUCAAAAACUUUCAAAGGGAAAUAUUUUAAUUUUCUCGGUUACUUUUUCUCUAUUUACUGUGUUUGGAAAAUUUUUAUGGCAACCAUCAAUAUUGUUUUUGAUCGAGUUGGGAAAACUGAUCCUGUCACAAGAGGCAUUGAGAUCACUGUGAAUUAUCUGGGAAUUCAAUUUGAUGUGAAGUUCUGGUCCCAACACAUUUCCUUCAUUCUGGUUGGAAUAAUCAUCGUCACAUCCAUCAGAGGAUUGCUGAUCACUCUUACCAAGUUCUUUUAUGCCAUCUCCAGCAGUAAGUCCUCCAAUGUCAUUGUCCUGCUAUUAGCACAGAUAAUGGGCAUGUACUUCGUCUCCUCUGUGCUACUGAUCCGAAUGAGUAUGCCUCUAGAGUACCGCACCAUAAUCACUGAAGUCCUUGGAGAACUGCAGUUCAACUUUUACCACCGUUGGUUUGAUGUGAUCUUCCUGGUCAGCGCUCUCUCCAGCAUACUAUUCCUUUACUUGGCUCACAAACAGGCACCAGAGAAGCAUAUGACACCUUGAACUCAUGCCUGUUACAGAUUGCUAGAGGCCAGUGGUGUCAAAAUUUGGAUGUAAGGGGAAAAACUGAAGGGGACCAAGGCCUAAUAGUUUUUUAACAAAAAUGAUGUGGUGGCAUAUUCUACCUCCAGCAUACACCUUCCUCCUCCAUGAUACUGUGAUCAUAAGUAGCAUCAGCUAGAACAUGAAAGGGAGAAGUAACUCAAGGCAGUACUCAGUAGAGAGCAUCCUGUAUAGAUUCGAGGCUGGUGCAGUGCCAGGGAGUCAGGAGAAGAACCAGGGGGGAAAAAUACACUGGACCUCUGGGGCAAGAGAUGUCUAUGGUAGCUGGGCCAAACACAGAGGAUUUCUGUUUUGAGUUAAGGUUCACAUGGAGAAGGUUACGGCUUUCCCUUGAGAUUGUUAUUAAAAUCAAAUUAUAACAAAAAAAAAAAAAAAAAAAAAAAAA